Messenger RNA from Cornus florida, 2748 nucleotides. Its product is annotated as probable galactinol--sucrose galactosyltransferase 5. NCBI's taxonomy places the organism in Eukaryota, Viridiplantae, Streptophyta, Magnoliopsida, Cornales, Cornaceae. The transcript is spliced from 4 exons. Gene Ontology annotation, molecular function: galactinol-sucrose galactosyltransferase activity. The record is from RefSeq and is a predicted model, not a curated record. Bases 52 to 2580 code for a protein of 842 amino acids.
CAAACUUCCCCCACAACCCUGUAUUGCCCCUUAUAAAUUUGCAGUUACCAAAUGAAUCGACCAAUUCACACAAACGCAAAAGCAAAAUAUACCAUAUCAAUAUCACACAGAAUCUUCACAUAUCCACUUUCCAUUUCUGUACCUUUCUCCCUCUAUAAAACUAACCCUUUUGCUCCCUCUUUCUCCCAUCCCAAAUCGAAACCCUAUUAUUCCUUUGCAUUCUUUACUUCUCUGUUGCCGUCCAUGGCUCCAAGUUUGAACAAAGCUGGUUCUGGUACUACAGUCAAUAAUGCCUAUAGCAUGUCAUCAAUAACCUUGGAGGGUUCAAACUUCAUGGCCAAUGGCCAUGUCUUUCUCUCCGACGUCCCUUCCAAUAUUGUAGCCUCUUCUUCUCCUUAUGCCGCCACCGAUAAGGCGGAGGCAACCACCCCCGGCUGCUUUGUCGGGUUCAAUGCUCCCGAACCCGAAAGCCGGCAUGUUGUUCCCAUAGGAAAGCUCAAGAACAUCAAGUUCAUGAGUAUCUUUAGGUUCAAGGUCUGGUGGACAACCCACUGGAUCGGAACCAACGGCGGAGACCUCGAGAACGAGACGCAGAUGGUGGUUCUUGAGAAAUCCGACUCCGGUCGUCCCUAUGUGUUGCUUCUUCCACUCUUGGAAGGCCCUUUUCGGGCUUCUCUUCAGCCCGGUGUGGAGGACAACGUUGACAUUUGUGUGGAGAGCGGGUCCACCAAGGUGAGCGGAGCUUCGUACCGGAGUGUGCUUUACGUGCAGACCGGCGACGACCCGUUUGCCCUUGUGAAGGAGGCCAUGAAGGUUGCUAGAGUUCAUCUUGGAACAUUCAAGCUUUUGGAGGAGAAGACUCCACCGAGUAUCGUGGAUAAGUUUGGUUGGUGCACAUGGGAUGCAUUUUACCUUACGGUGCAUCCUCAGGGUGUGUUGGAGGGCGUGAAAGGGCUGGUUGAUGGUGGGUGCCCACCCGGGUUGGUGAUUCUUGAUGAUGGGUGGCAGUCCAUAUCUCAUGAUGAUGACCCGUUAACCCAAGAAGGCAUGAAUCGGACCUCUGCCGGUGAACAAAUGCCAUGCAGGCUCAUAAAGUUUCAAGAGAACUACAAGUUUCGGGACUACGAGAGUCCUAGAAGUUCAGGCUCGGGUGCCCCUAACAAGGGUAUGGGUGCCUUUGUGAGGGACCUGAAGGAGGAGUUUAAGAGUGUGGACUCUGUGUAUGUGUGGCAUGCUCUUUGUGGGUACUGGGGUGGUGUCAGGCCCAAUGUUGCAGGACUACCAGAAUCAAAGGUGGUGGUCCCCAAGUUGUCGCCUGGUCUGCAGAUGACUAUGGAAGAUCUGGCCGUUGAUAAGAUCGUGAACAAUGGUGUUGGGUUGGUCCCACCAGAAGUGGUUGAACAGAUGUACGAGGGUCUUCACUCCCACUUGGCGUCGGUUGGGAUUGAUGGAGUCAAAGUGGACGUUAUUCAUUUGUUAGAGAUGUUAUGUGAGGAUUACGGUGGCAGAGUGGAGCUGGCGAAGGCAUACUUCAAGGCCUUGACAUCUUCCGUGAGGAACCAUUUCAAUGGGAACGGUGUCAUUGCUAGUAUGGAGCAUUGCAAUGACUUUAUGUUUCUUGGAACUGAGGCCAUAACACUUGGCCGUGUAGGAGAUGAUUUCUGGUGCACCGAUCCAUCUGGGGAUCCUAAUGGCACAUUCUGGCUACAAGGGUGUCACAUGGUGCACUGUGCUUACAAUAGCUUGUGGAUGGGGAACUUCAUACAACCCGAUUGGGACAUGUUCCAGUCCAAUCACCCUUGCGCCGAGUUCCACGCCGCAUCCCGGGCCAUAUCCGGCGGACCCAUUUAUGUCAGUGACUCCGUCGGCAAGCACAAUUUCCAACUUCUCAAGAGCUUGGUGUUGCCCGAUGGUUCCAUCUUGCGUUGCCAGUACUUUGCCCUCCCAACUCUUGAUUGUCUCUUUCAAGACCCUCUUCAUGAUGGAAAAACCAUGCUCAAAAUUUGGAACAUGAACAAGUUCACUGGUGUUCUUGGAGCUUUUAACUGCCAAGGAGGAGGAUGGUGUCGCGAGACUAGGACUAACAAAUGCUUCUCUGAGUACUCCCAUCUGGUGACAUCCAUGGCCAGUCCAAAAGACAUUGAGUGGAAGAACGGAACAAACACAAUCUCCAUUGAAGGAGUGCAAGUGUUUGCCAUGUACAUGUUCCGCGAAAAGAAAGUGGUGCUGUUGAAGCCAUCGGAGACCAUAGAAAUUUCCCUUGAACCAUUCAACUUUGAGCUCAUAACUGUCUCUCCUGUCACAACAUUGGCAAACAAGUCCGUCCACUUUGCUCCAAUUGGGCUAGUGAACAUGCUCAAUUCUGGUGGCGCAAUCCAGUCGCUGGAGUUCGACGAUGAGGCUGGUUCGGUUCGGGUUGGGGUGAAAGGAACUGGUGAAAUGAGGGUGUUUGCUUCAGAGAAACCGAGAGCUUGUCAGGUUAAUGGGGAAGACGCUGCAUUUGUCUAUGAGGGGCACAUGGUCGUAAUUCCAGUGCCAUGGUCUGGCUCUAGUUUGUCUACUGUGGAGUACAUAUUUUGAAGCUGGGGUUGAGAUUUACUAGUAUUAUUAGGUUUUGAGAUUUAAUAGUACUGUAUUAUGCUUUCUUUUUAUUUAAGUGUGACUAUAUAUGGGUGUUUCUUGGAAUUAGGAAUAUUGGUCAAUGAAUUUCAAGUAAUACAAUAGCUAAAUGUGAUUUUUAUUUUUCCA